AUGGGAGAGAGCAACAAUCAAACAACGCAUUUUGUUUUAAUCCAUGGUUCAGCUUCAGGAGCUUGGGCAUGGUACAAGGUGCAGACACUGCUAGAGGAAGCUGGGCACUCUGUAAAAGCUCUUGACAUGAGUGCUUCAGUGGUGAACACAAAAACACUUGAAGAAGUCGUUACUUUUGAUCAGUAUAACGAGCCCUUGAUUGAGUUCAUGGCGAACUUACCUGAAAAUGAAAAGGUUGUAUUGGUGGGGCAUAGUUUAGGUGGCUUCAAUCUGUCUUUUGCUAUGGAGAAGUUCCCAGAGAAAAUUUCUCUUGCUAUUUUUGUUACAGCAUUCUUGCCUGAUAUGGUGCACCCGCCAUCGUAUAUGCUAGAGAAGUUGAUGGAAAUCAGUCCGGCCGUUAAAGACGGGUGGCAAGGUGUAGUGUCCUCGACCGGCGGAUACGAGGCAUUCAUGAAGGCCACGGCCUUUAGCCUUGCCUCCACUGAGGAUCUCACUCUCCAAACGCUUUUAAGGAGACCGGGAUCAUUGUUUCUGGAAAGUCUCUCCAAGGCAAAUAAGUUCACCAAUGAGAGAUUUGGAUCGGUUCUGCGAGAUUAUGUUGUUUGUACUGAAGAUUUAUUGGUGAUUCCACCAUUUCAGCGCUUCAUGAUUGAACACAAUGAGGUUAAGGAAGUGAUGGAGAUUCCAGGGGAUCACAUGGCAAUUGUUUCUAGGCCUAAAGAACUGACCCAAUGUAUACUGGAGUUGGCACGUAAACAUGCCUAG
Messenger RNA from Dovyalis caffra, 765 nucleotides. The record is from the annotation of a GenBank genome assembly. NCBI's taxonomy places the organism in Eukaryota, Viridiplantae, Streptophyta, Magnoliopsida, Malpighiales, Salicaceae.